This is a messenger RNA of Humulus lupulus (European hop), 1557 nucleotides long. Its product is annotated as oxysterol-binding protein-related protein 4B-like. Gene Ontology annotation, cellular component: cytosol; membrane; intracellular membrane-bounded organelle. Bases 264 to 1415 code for a protein of 383 amino acids. The record is from RefSeq and is a predicted model, not a curated record. Lineage: Eukaryota; Viridiplantae; Streptophyta; Magnoliopsida; Rosales; Cannabaceae. The transcript has 7 exons. Gene Ontology annotation, molecular function: sterol binding.
UUAAUUAUUUAAAAAAAUUGACGAUUACCUACCGCAUAUAUAAUAUUACCUGCGUCGAAGCCUCCUUCUUUGGAAUUGGAGUUCUCGCGUCCAUAAAUAUAGUCACUUAUAUAACGGCCGAAUGCGAUAAACCCAACCCUCUUUAAUUUACUCUUCCAUUUCUCGUUUCACCUCUAAAUUAACUCCUAAUUUUAUCUCUAUAAAAAAUCUGUUUCUCGAAUCUGCUUCACCAAGAGAACUCUUCUCUCCAAAUAGUUAUAUAUAUGAAUAUAAAGGAGGUGACAAAGGUUGUUCUAACGAAGCCUUUAUCGAUAGAAUCUAUUAAUUCUUAUGAUGAAAACAAAGCUUCCAAAAUCCUUCAAGGAGCUCUUAGUUUAUUAAAAAAUGUACGGCCAGGAUCUGACUUAACCCGAUUGGAGUUGCCACCCAUGUUCAACAUUCCAAAGUCACAAUUACAGUGUUAUGGUGAAUCAGUAUAUUGUGUUAGUGAUGAUUUGUUGGGCAAGUGCAACAGAGGUGAGAGCCCAAUAGAGAGGUUUAAAGCAGUUCUUGCAUGGAACAUCUCCACCUUGCGUCCUUCAAUCUUUGGAGUUGCGCCUUAUAACCCUAUUCUUGGAGAGACCCAUCACGUAUCUAGGGGAACUCUUAUUGUUCUCUUUGAGCAGAUUUCAUAUCAUCCACCUGUAACUGCGCUUCAUGCAAUGGAUGAGAAAGAAAAUGUUGAGCUUUUGUGGUGUCAGCAUCUAGUUUCCAAACUCUCUGGUACUUUAGUAGAAGUUAAGAUGCAAGGAAAAAGAGAGUUGAAGCUUAUGAAUCAUGGAGAAACUUAUGUAAUGAACUCUCCAAGUCUUUUGUUCAAGUUCUUCCCACCUGGAGUUGAGUGGGAAGGUAGUGACCAAGUCAAAUGUCAUGAAACAGGUCUUGAAGCUGAGUUAACCUUUGGUGGAAGAUCCUUUUUAGGACUAAGAGGGACUUCUAGAUCAAUCAAAGGAAAGAUCUUUGAUUCCUCUUCGAAGAAACUACUUUUUGAGAUCAAUGGCCAAUGGGAUAAAAGUGUCAUGCUAAAGGAUCUAAAAAAUGGUGAAGUCAAGGUCUUAUACAGUGCAAAAGAAGCCAUUUUAGGACUUACAACUCCCAUUGUUAUAGAUCCAAAGGGAGUGUGGCAAAGUGAAUCAGCUCUAGUUUGGAGUGAGGUGAGCCAAGGCAUCAUGAGCAAAGACUGGGCAAAAGCUAUUGAAGCAAAGAAAGCUAUCGAGGAAAAUCAAAGGGUGCUUUUAAAAGAAAGAAAAUCCAAGCCUGAAACAUGGGUUCCUAAACAUUUUAUUGUGUCUUAUAGCAAGGAAAAUGGAUGGGACUGCUCACCUUUAGAAAAGACUGUCCCACCAGCUCCUAUUAUUAUACCAUUUCAUAGUUAAACAUAUAAUGACAAUAAUAAUUUAUUUUGUACUUUUACCUAUAUCCACGUGUAUAAAGAAACAUAUAUAGGCGCCUAUGUCAUAUGUGACUUAAAUCCAAUGCCUUAUUUAGUGAGAUCAAAUCAUUGUGUUACCCUUCUAA